Molecule: messenger RNA, 6117 nt
Organism: Cheilinus undulatus (humphead wrasse)
Lineage: Eukaryota; Metazoa; Chordata; Actinopteri; Labriformes; Labridae
Product: unconventional myosin-Va-like
Exons: 40
Coding region: 129-5576 (1815 amino acids)
Biological process (GO): vesicle transport along actin filament; actin filament organization
Cellular component (GO): cytoplasm; myosin complex; actin cytoskeleton
Molecular function (GO): microfilament motor activity; ATP binding; actin filament binding
Source: RefSeq, a predicted model, not a curated record
UCUCUGAGCUCCUCGGGCGCAGGAGAGGAGCUCAGAAAAGUUUUUCGCUGUCUGCUGUGGAAAGUUAAUUAAAAAGUAGAAUCUUUUCUCUGCUGGCACAGAAAAGUUUCAGGAGAAAAACUGAAGACAUGGCAGCCUCUGAACUUUACUCAAAGUAUGCCCGUGUAUGGCUCCCAGAUGCAGCAGAAGUGUGGAAGUCAGCAGAGCUUAUCAAAGAUUACACUCCCGGCGACCUGACUCUGACUCUGCAGCUGGAAGAUGGCACGGUGGUGGAACACAAACUAGACCCUAAAACCAACAGCCUGCCACCACUAAGAAAUCCUGACAUCCUGGUGGGUGAAAAUGACCUGACAGCUCUCAGUUAUCUCCACGAGCCUGCUGUGCUACACAACCUUAAAGUGCGCUUCAUCGACUCCAAGCUGAUUUACACAUACUGCGGAAUUGUCCUGGUUGCAAUCAAUCCCUAUGAGAGUCUGCCCAUCUAUGAAGCUGACAUCAUCAGUGCCUAUAGUGGGCAGAACAUGGGAGACAUGGACCCGCAUAUAUUUGCUGUAGCAGAAGAAGCAUAUAAGCAAAUGGCCAGAGAUGAAAGAAACCAGUCCAUCAUAGUAAGUGGUGAAUCAGGAGCUGGAAAAACCGUAUCUGCUAAGUAUGCCAUGCGCUACUUUGCUACAGUCAGCUGCUCCUCUGGGGAGGCCAAUGUUGAGGAGAAGGUCCUUGCUUCAAGCCCCAUUAUGGAGGCUCUUGGAAAUGCCAAGACAACAAGGAAUGACAACAGCAGCCGCUUUGGGAAGUACAUUGAAAUUGGGUUUGACAAAAAGCUUUCCAUAACUGGAGCAAACAUGAGAACCUACUUGCUGGAAAAGUCUCGGGUUGUGUUUCAGGCCCAUGGAGAAAGGAACUACCAUGUAUUCUACCAACUCUGCGCUUCUUCACAUUUACCAGAGUUUAAAGCUUUCAGAUUAAGUUGUGCAGAUGACUUCAACUAUACUAACCAGGGUCAGAGCCCGGUGAUAGAUGGAGUGGAUGAUGCCAAAGAGAUGUGCAGUACCAGGAAGGCUUUCUCACUGUUGGGGAUCACUGAGAAUGAUCAAAUGGCAAUUUACCAAAUUCUGGCAGCUAUUCUCCAUCUUAGCAAUGUGGAGGUUAAAGAUCUGUCCACAGACAGAAGCAGCAUCAUGCCAGAUAAUGGCCACCUGAUGAUAUUUUGUGACUUGAUGGGGGUCCCCUGUGAAGAAAUGGCUCACUGGUUAUGUCACAGGACAUUGAAGACAACCACAGAAACCUAUGUGAAGCCUAUGUCCAAAACGAGUGCAAUCAAUGGCAGAGAUGCCUUAGCCAAACACAUCUACGCCAGACUCUUCAGCCUCAUUGUGGCUACCAUCAACAAUGCCUUAAAAUCUACAGCAAAGCAGCGCUCCUUUAUUGGUGUGCUGGACAUUUACGGGUUUGAAACAUUUGACAUCAACAGCUUUGAACAGUUCUGCAUCAAUUAUGCCAAUGAGAAGCUACAACAGCAAUUUAACCUGCAUGUCUUCAAACUGGAACAAGAUGAGUACAUGAGGGAGGAGAUUCCAUGGACAUUGAUUGACUUCUAUGACAACCAGCCAUGCAUUAAUCUCAUUGAGGCAAAGCUGGGUGUCCUGGACCUUCUGGAUGAGGAGUGCAGGAUGCCCAAAGGCUCUGACGACACAUGGGCCCAGAAACUGUACAACACCCUCCAGAGGCAGAAUGCCCACUUUGAAAAACCCAGGCUAUCAAACAGAGCAUUCAUCAUCCACCACUUUGCAGACAAGGUGGAGUACCAAUGCGAGGGUUUCCUGGAGAAAAACAAGGACACAGUCAAUGAGGAGCAGAUUAAUGUGCUGAAAAAGAGCAAGUUUGAUUUGCUGCUGAAGCUGUGUGAGGAUGAUGAAAAGGCAACAAGCUCUUCUAACAAGCGCUCCGCUGUCAGUGGAAGACCUGGUCAGAGUCAGAAGGAUACAAAGAAGACUGUUGGACUGCAGUUUCGACAGUCUCUGCAUCUGCUGAUGGACACACUUAAUGCUACAACUCCUCACUAUGUCCGCUGCAUAAAGCCAAAUGACUGUAAAGCUGCUUUCAGCUUGGACCCAGUGAGGGCAGUGCAGCAGCUUCGAGCAUGUGGCAUCCUGGAAACAAUCCGGAUCUCAGCAGCAGGUUUCCCAUCUAGGUGGACCUAUCAGGAAUUCUUUAGUCGUUACCGGGUCCUUAUGAAGCAGAAGGAUGUGCUUACUGAUAGAAAACAAACCUGCAAAGAUCUCCUGGAAAAACUUGUUAAGGACCGAGAGCUCUAUCAGUUUGGCAAAAACAAGAUUUUCUUCAGGGCUGGUCAGGUGGCUUACCUGGAGAAGCUGCGUUCUGACAAGCUUCGCGCGGCUUGUGUGCGCAUCCAGAAGACAAUUCGCUGCUGGCUCGCACGCAAAAAGUACCUGAGGAUGAGGGAAUCCGCCAUCACCAUACAAAGAUAUGUACGGGGUCACCAGGCACGCUGUUAUGUCAAGUUUCUGCGAAGAACCAGAGCAGCUGUGGUCAUUCAGCGGAUGGUUCGAAUGUGGGUGGCCAAGAGACGCUACCAGCAACAGCGCUCUGCAGCUAUCACUAUUCAGUGCUGCUUUAGGGCCUACAUGGCUAAGAAGCAGUACUAUAAGUUGGUGUAUGAGCAAAAGGCAGUGGUCGUGCAGAGGUGGGUAAGGGGCUGUUUGGCGAGACGGCGCUACAGACGCACCCUGGCAGCUGUUGUCCUGCUGCAGAGCUGUGUUCGUCGCAUGAGGGCCAAGAAGGAAUUAAAGAAGCUCAAAGUGGAUGCCCGCUCUGCGGAGCACUUGAAGAAGCUCAAUGUUGGCAUGGAGAACAAGAUCAUGCAGCUGCAGCACAAGCUAAAUGAACAGCACAGAGAAAACAGAGAGCUCAGUGAGAGGCUGAAUUCAGUGGAGAAGACUCAGGCUUUGGAGAGGGAGAAACAGACGAGAGAGAUUGAAAACCUUCAUAGAUCAGAACAGGAGGCCAGAGCAAAGGCGGAGAAGUUUCCUUCGCUCUUGGAGCAGCUCUCCUUCCUUCAGGAUGAACUUGAAAAAACCCGCAGGGAGAAAGAUGACCUGGAGAGGCAGACCAAAGUUGACAGUGAGAAGACACAGCAGGUGGUAGAAGAGCUUAACAGGAAGAACAGCUUGUUGACCAGUGAGAAAGAUGAACUGAAAAAACAAAUCCAGGAACAAAAACAACAACUGGCAGAGAUUAAAACCAAUGCUGAGAUUACAAAACAAAUGGAGAAGGACUUAACUGAAGAACGCUCUCGCUACCAAAGUCUGCUGAGUGAACACCUGCAUCUGGAGGAGCGGCACAAAGACCUAAGAGAGGAGAUGGAUUUUGGUAUUAGUCCGAUGAAAUCCGAUCAGAACAGGAAAGAUUCAAUCUUCAGUAACAACUCCUCUGACUUUAGUCAAAGCUUGGGCUCUACUGGGGAAGAUGACAGUCCUGUACAAACAGAGGAUGAGUCCCAGUUGGUAGUGAACCUGCCGGUCCUUCUGAAGCUCCAGAGAAGAGUGAAGGAAUUGGAGCAGGAGAAACAAUCACUGUGGCAGCAGCUGGAUAACAGAGAGGAAAAGGCAAAAGAGGUAGAGAAGCAGAGGACUGUUGGCAGAGCUGAACUGGACUUGGAAACUCUGAAGCGACAAGAACUGGAGACAGAGAACAAGAAACUGAAGCAGGACCUUAACCAGCUGCGCAAGUCUCUGACCAAUGAGGACAAAGAUUCGGUGCCGCCUGCUCCCGGCUCUCUCCCUUACAACAUCCUGUUGGAUCAGCUCAGUUCUUCCACCGAGGAGCUGGAGAUGAAAAAAGAGGAAGUGCUGCUCCUCCGGUCACAUAUGGUCCGCCAGGAGGCUCUGAAACAUAAGGACUCUGCACUCGCUGAAGGUGUGAAUCUAGAUCUUGAAUUUCCCUCGUAUCAGGAUAUUGACAGGUCCACUGACAUCCACACACUGAAUGAGGAUGGAGAGCUGUGGCUGGCCUAUGAAGGUUUGAAAGAAACAAAUAGACUCCUGGAGUAUCAGAUGCAGGAGCAGAAGCGUGUACACAAUGAAAAGUACAGGAAGCUUGCUGAGGAGGUAAACAAGUUGAGGGCUGAAAAGGAGCAGCAGCAGAAGCUGCUGGCCCAGAGCCUUCUCCUGCCCGAGGACGCCCGCAUCGAGGCGAGCCUGAAGCAUGAAAUCACACGGCUGGCCAAUGACAACCUGGAACUCAUGGAACAUCAAGAGAAACAAGACAAAACCAUGCGCAAGUUGAAAAAGCAACUUAAACUUUACAUGAAAAAAGUUGAAGAAUAUGAAGGUGCUCAGCAAAAGAACAACCCCUCUGUGAUAAACACUCGUGGCAGAGUGGUGCACAUAACCCGCAAGGAGAAGGAGUACCAGGGCAUGUUGGAGUACAGAGAGGGUGACGAGGGCCGCUUGCUUAAGAACGUGGUCACAGAUUUGAAGCCUCGUGGUGUAGCAGUAAGCUUCAUUCCUGGACUUCCAGCCUACAUCAUCUUCAUGUGCCUUCGAUACGCUGACAAUAUGAAUGACGAUCAGAGAGUCAGUAAUCUGCUCAAUUUCACCAUCAGCAGCAUCAAAGGAGUCAUAAAGAGGAGAGGAGAUGAUUUGGAGGUGGUGUCGUUCUGGCUGGCUAACACUUGUAGAUUAAUGCACUGUCUGAAGCAGUAUAGUGGAGACGAGGCCAUCAUGAAGAACAACACUGCCAAGCAGAACGAACAGUGCCUGGCCAACUUUGAGCUGACGGAGUACCAGCAGGUGUUUGGUGACCUGGCAAUCCAAAUAUACCGGCAGCUCAUCAAAUGCAUGGAGGAAGUCCUGCAGCCCCUGAUUGUGGCGAGCAUGCUGGAACACGAGACGAUCCAUGGUGUUCUGGCAUCCAAACCGACAGGCCUGAGGAAAAGGAGCACCACUGUUCAGGAGGACACUAUCACAGUAGAUGUCCUCCUGCAGCGUCUCAGCCACUUCUACACCACCAUGAGCCAGCACGGCAUGGACUCAGAGCUGAUUAAGCAGCUGGUCAGGCAGCAGUUUCACAUCAUCUGUGCUGUAACACUCAACAACCUGCUGCUGAGGAAGGACAUGUGCUCCUGGAGCAAAGGCCUGCAGAUCAGGUACAAUGUCUGGCAGCUGGAGGAGUGGCUUGCAGAGAGGGAUCUGCACGACUGUGGUGCCAAGGAGACCUUGGAGCCUCUGGUGCAGGCAGCACAGCUUCUCCAGAUCAAUAAGAAGACUGAUUCCGAUGCCCAGGCUAUUUGUAACAUGUGUACCGCUCUCACCACAGCACAGAUUGUUAAAGUGUUGACCUUAUACACUCCAGUCAUUGAAUUUGAAGAGCGAGUGUCGACAAAUUUCAUCACAACUAUUAAAAACCUACUGAGAGGCCGAGAAGAGUCAUCCACUCUGAUGAUGGACGCCAAGAAGAUCUUCUCUGUCACUCUGGCCUUCACACCCUCCUCUGUGGCUCUGGAGACAAUCCAGAUCCCUACAAGCCUAAAUCUGGGAUUUCUCAAACGCAUUUAAACAGUGACACUUUGAUCAACAACAUGCAAGACAUGCAUUUGUGUUUGAGCUUUUCAGCACUGCAAAGCCAAAGAGUUCUUGCUGGUUGAACAGUGAAUCUACAGAGGAAAAAAACUUGUAAAGGUCAUCUCUUUCCAAACCUAACCUACUGCUGAUACAGGUGAUACAUGUGCUGCUAGUUCUUGUGAAGUCAUAGCUUAUUUUAUUCUUUUUGGUCUUAUUUUUUAAUAGGAAAGCUCAACUGCAAAAAUUUGGUCUAACUUCUGCAAGUGACAAGUCUAUGAUUGCUGAGACAAACAUACCCUGUCUUCUAUGAACUGGUAUGCUCCUUUAAUACGUUUUUUGAAAGCUAAUAAUCAUGUUAAGCAAUUUUAAUACGUUUCAUAUGUGAUCUAAAUGUCAAUGUAAAUGUUUAAAUGAAAUGCAGGAGUACUGUUUUAUUACUGCAAUGUAAUAAUUCUGUAACUACUAACAUCAGUUGAUGGUGUUUAUGUCAGGUAGAAAAGAGAAUAUUUUAUGCUGUUCAAUGCUGUCAGUCAUA